GUCGACGACCAAGCAACGCUAAGAAAACGAAUCGGAGCAACGUUCAGCGUUCAACGGGGGCAACCUAACAAGUUCAGUACAAUUGGCUGCAACUUGAAAGAAAACUGCAACAUUUGACAUUUGUGGCAGCCGGUGCAAGUAAAGUGUCAUCUAAGAAAAUAAUUAGUAACGUUUUCGCUUCGAGAAUUGCAAUCAGCUAACGGAUAUUGCGAAAAAUAUUGCACGCCUACGCGAAAUAUUCGAGGUGUAAAAACCACCAGCUGCCCGAUUUUGUAUGUGUGUGUGUGUGUGUGUGUGUGUGAAAAUCAAUAAACGCUGUCGACGUUAUUUGCCUCCGUUUGAGAAGGAAAGUGGAGGGAAGUGGAGGAUGUGCUUGCCAUAUUAACCGGCCAUAUGGCAACUGUGCUGUGUUAAUCAAAUAAGUAAUACCUAACAAGGAAUUGUGCCAAGGUGCCAAGUGCAACAAUAUUGAACACUGUACUGACGUCAAAAUUACCUAAUUUAAAGAAACUAUCAAUUGAAGAGACAAUUAAAUCAAGACUCCAUUUACAAAUAUAUUCAAUAUGACAAAGCGAAUGGAAAUAACCUGCGCACUGAUUGCAAUCCUUAUGUGCAGCAUAUUGGGUCACUGCGAAAUGUCCGUUUACCCAGGACUACGUCGUCGUCCCAUCCAACCGGCGACACUGGAGACCCAGCAAUAUGAGCAGCUCAUGGAGGAGCAUGCUCGUCGUCGGCUGCAGCAGCAGUUUGAGCAGCAGCUGGAGCUGAUCAAGCUGAAGAUGAUGCGCCAACGGAAACUGCUGGAGGAGGAACGUUACCGUCAGCGGCAGCAGGAGGUGCAGAUGGCCGAGUCCGAGGAUGAAUACGAGAACAACAACAACAACGGAAACUUCAAUAAUCAGCAGUAUGAUCAAUACGAUAAUGUUGAGGGCGAUGCUGCCUAUGGCAGUCCGUUGGACACCAUGCCCGACGUGCGUCCUCCGCCUCCAAUGCGCUUGCCGAUGCCCAACUUCAACAGCUUGGAGAGCGUCUUCAAUCGCAACAGCGUGCCCCGGGAGCGCAUUCCCUUCGCCGUCGGUCCCAAUGAUGCACGCUUUUUUGAUAACGCCAACGAUCCAUCCGGCGAACUGGACUCCCGUGCACUGGAUGAUUACGAGGAGUAUGCACCGGCACCUGAACCUGCCCCCGAAGUUGUUACCGCCAAGAGCAAGCAGGUCACGACAGUGCCAGCACCGAAACCUGUGGAGCCACCAAAGCUCCUGGAUCCGGCCACAGCGAAUUUCCAUCGCAUCAAGCCACAAUCUGCGGCCGCUGCUGCCGUUGCAGGAGUUACUCUGCCGCAGCCCAAGGAGUCUUCUAAUGAGAUCAGUGCGCUGAUUGAUAAGCUGCAAAAACAAAGCAAAUCUCCCCAAAUGGCACUUGCUGGCGUAGGAAACGGCGAUGCCGCCGAUCACAUUGUGAUGCGCCAACAUAUGGGCAUGUCCAGCGAAAUGGGCGUGUACAUUGUGGCACUCAUUGCCGGCGUCAGUGCGGCGGUGACAGUGGGACUCUUGGCGCUGGGCGUCACCUGGUUCCACAAUCGUAGUAAAGCUGCCGCAGAUGUGGAUUAUCCGGCUUAUGGCGUAACGGGGCCCAAUAAGGACGUCUCGCCAUCGUGUGAUCGCAAGCUGGCGCAGAGCGCUCAAAUGUAUCACUAUCAGCAUCAGAAGCAACAGAUCAUCGCCAUGGAGAAUUGUCAGGCAACUGAUGGCAGUUGUGGCCUCUCCGAUGUGGAGAGUGACGAUGACAAUGAGGAGGGCGACUAUACCGUCUAUGAGUGUCCUGGUCUGGCGCCCACUGGCGAAAUGGAGGUUAAGAAUCCGCUCUUCCUGGACGAGACGCCCGCCACGCCAGCAACAGGCGCCACUGCGGCAACCACCAAUGGCACCGCUAGCACCACUGCUCCCGUCUCCACCAACAACAACAUCACGCAGGCCACACCACAACAGCCGGCCACCCAGAAGAAGGGAUCCGUCAAGCCCAACAUGAAUCUGUUGAAUGCUGCGGCUACGGCUGCAGCCGCUGCCGCUGCCAACGCCAACGCCGCCGCCGCCGCUGCUGCCAACGUCAACGUCGCUGAGGAGAAGCCAAAGCGCAAGGGCAAGAAGUAAAUUGAAGGCGAGUGGAGAAUAUUGAAUGCUUUAUCUCUCUCUCUCUGUCGCUCUCUCUAUCUCUCUCUUGGCAUGCCAUGUGCUGAGGCAAUUGGUAAAGUUUGACUGAUCCAUUUUGUCAGCCAACAGAAACUAGACACAAGGUACGCGUAUGUACAUAACACACAAAUUUACACACACACAUUUACAUACAUACAUACACACACACACAUACACACACACACAUACACACACAAAUACAUAUACAUAUACAAAAGGAAAUACGCGCGCAUGUAUAGAAUAUGUAUUCCUAAAGAAAGUCCAUGGAAUUAAAUUCCGCGGCUGCAGGCUCUCGAGUGCAACAAACGAGUAAACUUGCUUUGAUGGCACAAUUCUCUUAUCUUCCCCUAACUGUAAGCUCUAUCAUAUGUAUUUAUUAUGAUGUAUCGUAAUCGUAAUCAUAAUCGUAAUCAUAAUCGUAACCGUAUCAUAAUCUUAUUGCUAUGAUCUAAGACAUGCUCUCAGCACACACAACUACCCUUACCUCCACUCCACCCUCCUCCCACCACCUGUCGCUGUCACUGUUUCCGCUUCCGUGAAUCCCAGAAACAGCGAAAGAUAACAAAUUGCGCAAGUAACAAUGGGAAACCAUGUGGUGCUUGUCAGUCAAAAGCAGGAACAACGACAAUUGCACAAUUGCCUUCUGAAAAUAUAAUAUCCUUGCCUCCCCCUGUCCCUCUCUCCGCCACACCCACUACAUUCCUGUUACUUAAUAUGCUACUGAUUCAAUUUACCUACAAUCCAACAUGUGUACUUAUUUAUUGUAUUGUAAUUAAACAUUUUAUUGUAUUGUACU
Molecule: messenger RNA, 2985 nt
Organism: Drosophila innubila
Lineage: Eukaryota; Metazoa; Arthropoda; Insecta; Diptera; Drosophilidae
Exons: 3
Coding region: 564-2150 (528 amino acids)
Cellular component (GO): membrane
Source: RefSeq, a predicted model, not a curated record